Messenger RNA from Nymphalis io (European peacock), 3221 nucleotides. RefSeq names its product sorting nexin-27 (gene Snx27). The coding region runs from base 341 to 1777 and encodes 478 amino acids. Lineage: Eukaryota; Metazoa; Arthropoda; Insecta; Lepidoptera; Nymphalidae. Gene Ontology annotation, molecular function: protein binding; phosphatidylinositol-3-phosphate binding. Gene Ontology annotation, biological process: signal transduction; intracellular protein transport. Gene Ontology annotation, cellular component: early endosome. The record is from RefSeq and is a predicted model, not a curated record. The transcript is spliced from 8 exons.
UAUUGAUAUCGAUUUAGUUAAACAAUUAUUUCUCUCUUUCUGUCAUCGUUGAUUUGAUAUUCGUAAGAAGGAGACAGCGUUGUUUAAUUGAUCACCCCCUAUUAUUUUUUUUGUUAAGUCGUAUGUAUUUUACGCAUAUAUUAAAGUGUUUAGAUGAUACUGGGUUAGUGACUUUUGUGAUCUCUUUCGGUACUGAUGGCAUAUUUAGCAAUUAAUUACUUUAGUGUAAAAAAAUCUAUUAAAAAAUUUAAUUCGAAUGAAUUUCUCUAGUAAAAAAGUGUUUAGUUGAUGGGAAUAUUUUGUGUCAAUGGUUUCUUGUGAACAAAGAACUUGAAGCGACAUGUCAGUGUGUAGGGGAGGAGUGGGGGAGUUCCGUUACUGCUAUUACUACUGCGAUAAUACCGGAUUCGAAAUAUAUGAUUUGGAAUCGCAAUCAAACAAAAAAGACAUUGUUAGCAAUGGGGUGAACGUUGAAGGUGCGACCCACAAGCAAGUGGUCGAUCUCAUCAAAUCAGGAGGCGACUGUCUCACCCUAACUGUCAUUUCUGUCACACCCAAGGAGGCAGAACGGUUAGAGCCAGGGGAAGACGGAAAUGCCCCGGUUGGAGUUAUAGGAGGAGCGGCCAAUUCCCGAGCGACCGUUUACCAACGCUACGACUACACAGACAAGCGGUCACUACCCGUCUCCAUACCCGAUUACCGGAUUGUAAUGGAACGUAACACUGGACGAUCCUAUGUGGCUUUCAAUGUUCACAUGGCUGGACGACAUUUGUGCAGUCGACGUUAUAGGGAGUUCGCUGCUCUACAUCAGCUUCUGAGAAAAGAUUUUAUUGGUUUUAAUUUUCCAAAGUUACCUGGAAAGUGGCCGUUCACUUUGAGUGAACAACAAUUGGACGCGAGGAGAAGAGGUCUCGAACAGUAUUUAGAAAAGGUUUGCGCGGUACGUGUGAUAGCCGAAUCGGAUGCUGUUCAAGAAUUCCUCACCGAUUCAGAUGAUUCCUCGAAUCCAUCGCCGGUGGACUUAAAAGUUCUACUUCCUGAUAAAGAAGUGGUGACGGUUUCAGUAUUAAAGUCUACCAAUGCUGAUGAUGUUUAUCGCGCCGUCUGUGAAAAGAUCGGUCUAUCGAAGGCGGUGCAAAAGUAUUUCUAUCUAUUUGAAAUUGUCGAGUAUAACUUCGAGCGUAAACUGCAACCAAACGAAUGUCCGCAUUCCCUAUACAUCCAGAACUACUCAACAGCUUCUAGCAGCUGUCUGUCGAUACGCAAGUGGCUGUUCAAUCCUGAGAGGGAGAUAUCAGUCGUGAAGGAAGACGAAAAAGCCGCGGCUUUUAUAUUCUGGCAGGCCGUGGAGGACGUGAACCGCGGCGUGUGCGUGGCGGGCGCGCGCCUGUACCAGCUGAAGGCGCUGCAGGACGUGCGGCGCGCGGCCGACUACCUGGCGCUGGCGCGCACGCUGCCCGGCUACGGACACGUGGCCUUCCCGCCCGCGCGCACCGACUGCGGCGCCGCGCCCGCGCUGGCGCUCACGCUGGGCUGGGCCGGCCUGUCGCUCGCCUCCUGGAGCGACGCGGGCGGCGCGGGGCCCGACGUGCGCGUGUGCUGGCGCGACGUGCGCGAGUGGCGCGCCGACGACGCCGCCGCCGCCGCGCGCCUGCUGUACCGCCCGCGCGACCGCCCGCCGCGCGCGCUCGCGCUGCACACGCCCUACUAUCAAUUUCUAUGCAACUGCAUGGACCGAAUAGCGGAGGAAGCGAGCUGGGUCGACACCGGCGAAUAAAACGUCGCACCGGCCAGAAUCUACUAGAAUGUAAGAUAUCAACGGUAUUACGCCAAUGAGCACCGCCAUUUUGACGAGAUUGAUUUUACUCAUACAAAAGAAUGUUGCUGGUUGAAAAAAAAAGCCUUUUCAAAAUGGCGACGUUAAUCCUAUCUAGUUUACGUAUCAUAUUAAUGUGAUUUGUUUUUAAGUGAUUAUUUAAAAUUGGGAAUAAUUUAGACGAUGUGUUAUCUUUAAGGGUUGCCAUGAACGGAGAUACUGUGAUAGGUUCGUUUUAUCGGAUGUCAUUUGAAAUGUUCAGGUUUAUAAAUCGUGGCUGGAUUGAAAAUUAAUUUUAAACGAAUUUUUUUUAAUAUACCUUAAAUUUAUAAUAUAAGUCAAUGAAAUGUACCGGCUCUCAUGCUACGUUUAUUACGUACUUACAAAUUUUUAUACAUAAUCAAAUAUUAUUAGUGGAAUUUAUAAUCUUUUUAAUAUAAGUUUAAUGUAAUAAUUAUGUACAGCGAGCGUCCUUUGAAGCGAAUUCGGUUCUUAUUUAUAAUGCUUUUAGGUCGAUAUUUUAUUGGGAAGAAGAAUAAUUUUAUACGAACUAUUUUGAAAACUUCCGUACUUGGACAGUUCUUGCGUUCAAUAAACGAUUUUUAUAUCGAAAAAACUUAUUUAUAUAUACAUAAUGUCUUAAGUGCACUCAUUACACUAAUAGCAAGAAAUUUAACGCGUAUUUUAAUGAUAUUCGAUGCGCGAAUUUAGCUUAAAAAAUAUUUAAUGGGGGGUUAUCAAAAACUUUAAUAAAAUUAUCUGAAAUUAUUUCGACACGAGAUUAAAUCACCAGAUACAAUGUUACUUAAUCUUUUUAUUUUUAUGGUAACACAGACACUUGAAGCUUAUCUGAUGGUUAUAAUUUUAAUGGAAAUUACAUUUCUCCAAAGCAGAGGUCUUCAAAGCGUUGACCGUGGGAUUAAAUAAACAGCGUAGAUGAUUGUGCGUACCCGGUAUUGGCAAAUACCUUGCACGUUAUUCAAAAGUAUAGUGUACUGUUAUAAUGAGGUAGCUAAGGUUCAGAGUCACACCGAUCUAAAAGCUGGUUCCCAUAAAUGAAAAAUUGGCAACUUUUGAGUUGUCAAUAAAAGUUGCUACAGUAUGUCACUGUCACGUUAAAAAGCGAAAACCUCUCGUAAAAGAAACACUCCUUAAAUAACCCCACUGCUGGGCUACUUCCCCCUCUCGCUCCCCACAACAAGAAUGUCUCGUACUCACUUUCUUCCAGAUACAAUCCCAUAUUUUUUAUAAAUCUCUCCAAUAGUAUAGGUCGUUACUAUGAACUUCAUUUCCAAGCCUAAAAUAAUUACGGAAUUAAUUCCAUUUGGAAUGAUUCUAACUUGUAUUUGAAAUCAAUCGAUACUGGAUACUAGCUUUUAUUAAUUAUACUUAAAAUAUAUAAUUA